This is a messenger RNA of Drosophila ananassae, 3663 nucleotides long. RefSeq lists its product as uncharacterized. The transcript is spliced from 3 exons. Gene Ontology annotation, biological process: proteolysis. Bases 1 to 3663 code for a protein of 1220 amino acids. The record is from RefSeq and is a predicted model, not a curated record. Gene Ontology annotation, molecular function: zinc ion binding; aspartic-type endopeptidase activity; nucleic acid binding. NCBI's taxonomy places the organism in Eukaryota, Metazoa, Arthropoda, Insecta, Diptera, Drosophilidae.
AUGGAGCAAUUAAAAGCAUUGACAAAAGGGCGCGCCAGACUCAAGGCCAAUAUCACACGGAGCUUGGCUUGGUCUGAGGACGCGCAACAUUCGAAUGCCACACGGGCAGAGGUGUCUUCGCGGCUGAAGCAUCUCGACACAACAUGGAAAGAAUUCACAAGAUUUGGUGAUGAAAUAGCUAUGCUAGACGAAGUAGAUGGCUAUGUGGAUCCGGAGCAUGACAACAUAUUCUACGAGGAAAAAUAUCUAAGGGCAGAUGCAUUACUUUCGGCGAUGUUUAUGAAGCUGCCAACAACAACCAGGUCGGAUACAACAACAUUACGGAAGGUGUCAGACGGCGCCAAUGAAAUAGUGCGUGGUUUCUUGGAUAUGUCAGCAGGACAGAGGUUUUCGUUUGCCAAGGAAAACGCUCUAUGUUACAAUUGUCUGAAUCCUGGUCAUGGGGUCAGAAAAUGCAAAUCUACGUUCAAGUGCAGACAAUGUAAAGGUCAGCAUCACUCACUGUUGCACCUGCAACGCACGCAACAGGCUAUUGGAACAAUCUCUCAAACUGGUGAGGAUCAGGAGGAUCCUAGCGCACACAUCUCAACGGCGACUACGAGUCACAUCGCACAAGCAGAAGGUUCUGCAGCAAUUGUAUGUGCACAAGGCAGUGCAAAUUCACAACAAUCAACUGGAUGGAACAGGAGCACCUUGCCUACAGCCAUGGUAAACGUUCGCAACGCAAAUGGAGAUUUGGUAGCAUGCCGACUCCUAUUGGACACGGGUUCAGAAUUGUCGUACAUAUCUGAACGCUGUAUACAAACACUUGGUUUGGCUCGUACGCCAUCACGCAUACUGGUUACGGGAAUUUCAUCAAUCAAAGCAGACACUACAAGGGGAUGCAUCACUAUAAGCAUCCAGUCCCGUAUUUCGCAAGAUCAGCUGGUAGUCCAGGCUCAUGUGCUUGGAAAAAUUACGUCAUCAUUGGAAAGGCAGGCCAUCGACGCGUCUGCACUUCGAGUUUUCAACGAUCUGCAAUUGGCAGAUUCACAAUUUAGCACAAAUGCUCCAAUUGACAUUCUUUUGGGCAGCGAACACGUUUGGAGUGUUAUAACUGGAAGAAAAAUCUACGACGACAAAGGAAAGCUCAUUGCUAUAUCAUCAAUUUUCGGAUGGGUAAUUACAUCACUGCUUUCAUCACGCGCAUGCAGCGCUACGGCAUUUACAACAACAAUAGACAUCGAUGCUUAUCUCAGAAGGUUCUGGGAACUGGAAAGCAUACAACGCAAAGCAGAAGUUCAACCUGAAGACGAGGAGGUGGAGAAACACUUUCUUGCAACACACACUCGAGACAAACAAGGCAAGUACAUCGUGGAACUUCCUUUUAAAGUAUCCGAAACACAAUUCGCAGAUACACUUCAAGGAGCGCUGCAGAGGUUCAAAUCAGUUGAACGACGUUUGGCACAAAAUCAUCAAUUACGUAACGACUACGUGAAGUUCAUGAGGGAAUACCAGGAGCUAGGACAUAUGCGAGAAAUCUCACCGAGCGAAAUUCCCAAGGGUAGGAAUUUCUACUUGCCACAUCAUCCCGUAUUGGGUCGGAAACUUAGAGUGGUUUUCGACGGCUCAUAUCAAGACGCCAAAGGCAUGGCAUUAAACGACACGCUCUCGAUCGGACCGAGUAUUCAGCGAGACCUAUUUGCUGUGUGCUUGCGAUUCCGUAUGUACAAAUACGUCUUUUCAGCGGACAUAGUCAAGAUGUUCCGUCAAAUAUGGGGGAGCGAAAAACAUAGAGACUAUCAAAGAAUCGUAUGGAGAGAGGAUCCCUCAGAUCCUAUCAAGCACUUCCAACUAUGCACGGUGACGUAUGGAACAUCAUGCGCACCAUUUGUAGCAGUCAGAGUGCUAGAGCAACUAGCUGCUGACCAUAAGCACGAGUUUCCGAACGCAGCAAAAAUCGUGUUGGAGGACUUCUAUGUCGACGACGUUCUCACUGGAGCAAAUAGUGAGGAUGAGCUGCUACGCAACAGGGACGAACUGGUCCAACUGAUGUCCUGUGCUAACCUAGAGCUCGGGAAAUGGGUAUCGAAUACCAAACGCAUCAAAUCGGAGGAUAACACGGAUUCCUCACAAUCACCAGUCAAAGUGCUAGGGCUGCAUUGGCACCCUGGAGAGGACACAUUGUCGUGCAAUGUAAACCUAUCGAAAGACCCUCGCUGCACCAAGAGGCAAGUGUUGUCGGAUGUCUCACGUAUAUUCGACCCUCUCUGUCUAUUAGCACCAAUCGUAGUUCAAUUCAAAAUACUAUUUCAAAUACUCUGGCUGUUGAAUUUGAAUUGGGACGACGAACUACCGAGCAAACUAGCAAACAACUGGCUCAAAUGGCGAGCUGAUCUGGACAACCUUCACAAGCUCCAGAUACCGCGCUUAGUUAAAAGCGACAAACAGAGAAUCGAAUUGCACGGAUUUUCAGAUGCGUCCACCAAGGCGUACUCAGCAGUGGUAUACAGCCGAGUGGUCAACGACGAUGGAACCAUUUCGGUCGCCAUACUUGCUGCAAAAACAAGAGUGGCACCUUUGAAGCAGCAGUCUUUGCCGCGCCUGGAACUAUGUGGCGCACUUCUAUUGAGUCAACUUCUGCAAUCCAUAAAAGCUGGACUAAUGAACAACGACGUAACGAUCUACGCAUGGAGUGAUUCGACGAUAGUCCUGUCAUGGUUAUCGUAUUUACCAGCCCAACUCAAUACGUUUGUUGGGAACCGCACUUCAGAAAUCCUCGAAACCAUCCCGAAGCAUGCAUGGCGGCAUGUAGACUCAAAAUCGAACCCAGCGGAUUGCGCAUCCCGUGGCUUGGGAGUAUCCGAGCUCAUUGACUUCCAAUUAUGGUGGAAGGGUCCUUCAUGGCCGAGGGACAAGGAACAAUUCUUGGAAAGGUUGAACAAUACUCAUAAUUGUACUUCUCUUUCAGACAAACGCAUACAAGACGAAGUCAAAACUACCUGCCUAGCUGCGCAGACGAAUGUCACGACGGACAACCCAUGGGAUAAGCUUCUCAAUCGCAACUCAUCUUGGCUGAAGCUUAUACACACACUUGCUUACGUUUUGCGCUUCAUUCAUCGCAUGAAGCACCCAUCUUCGAAACAAAUAUCGAAUUCUCUAACAUUCGAUGAGAUCAAGGCAGCAAGGAUCCGAUGGCUGCAACACGCUCAAGCUGGUUUUCAACAGGAGAUCCAAUUACUACGCGCAAACAAGGCUCUAGGGAACCAAUCUCAAUUGGUCAAGAUCUCACCAAUCAUCGACAAGGACAACCUGCUAAGAGUAGGUGGACGAAUCCAACCUUUGCGGUUGUCAGCAGAGGCGAAGCAUCAGCAGCGUCCUAAGUGGACCACGACAACCCCUAACAUUUCGAUCGGCAGCGUUGCGCUCGUCAAGGAGUUCAACACACCACCAGCAUUAUGGCAUCUAGCGAAGGUGAUCGGCUCUUUCCAAGGAAAGGACAAUAUGGUUCAAGCAGUCAGGAUCAUCCGGCUCAAAACCCGGCCAAUAACGAAAAUUGCGAAACUACUCAGUUCAGAAACCGUGUUUCAGGAUCCAGAACUGGCCACAAAAACGGUGGGCUUUCCUCUUGGACUUUUCCGCCCCUGGAACUACGCUCCUCGUUCGCCGAUUAUUUCCACUUAA